AUGUAAUUAUCAUAUUAUUCUGGUUUAUUGAGUUGGUAUUAUACAUGAUUGAAUAUAUUAGGGCGAAGAAGAACAAUGGAAACAAUCAACUUGUUAUUGGUUAGAGAUCAAUCAGCCUAUUUAUCUUAAAGAUGUAUUUACAUGAUCGAUUAGUGUAAAAAUCAUAAUACAAAUUGAAUUAGAACCAAUCUAUUCAAUUUAAGGAUUAUAUUGAGUAAAUUUGUUAAAUUUAAGAAUGUCAUCAAAAAAACAAUUUAGAAGAAGUAACUCUCCAGUUUUAUUUUUUAGAAAUUGUUCUCAUAACUCACUUUGGUGGAUUAAGAUGAAAUAUUUGAUACUAUAUGUAUUAGAGGAGAUAUGCACAAUAUCAUUAUUUUGAUUAGAGACUGCUCAAAUGGUAAAGCUUUUACAGAACAAUUAAAGAUAAUUGAAGAUAAUAAGUAAUUGAAGGUUCAAGAUGCUAGUUGGUUUGAUUCUACACAACCCUAAACUUGUCUUAAUUGGAUUUUAAAUGAAUUUGAAAAAUAAGUAACCUUGUUGUAUUAUAAACAUAUCAACUUCAUUAAUCAUGAAUGUAUCUAAUAAUAUUGGAUUAACAAUGGAAAUAAUAUAAGAAAAAAGGUAUAAGAAGACAUUUCAAGUGUUAUUAAAAUAGAUUAAAACAUUAUUCUUAAAUAAUACUCUCAUUUUAUUAAAGAUCAUUCAAUUAAUAUUUAACACAUUCUUAAUAAAUUUAAUGAUAAUUAAAUUGAAUCUAUAUUCUAUUUGCCAUUGCAUAAUGCUUUGACUCUUUAAAGUUUUUGUGAAAAAAUAGUACUCAAAAUAAUUAGAGAAUCUUAUAAGCAAUCAAUAUUAUAGGAAUUAGAAUUAUUAACAAAGAAUGAUCAAAAUCUAUAGCUACAAUAGAUAUCAUAGUAAAGAUUAAAGAAGAAGAAAAAAUAAAAUAAAUAAAAAAAAUUGAUACAUUAAGUAGUUUAGGAAUAAUUUCCUAUUGUAGUUUAGAAAGAGUAAGAAAAUUAAGAUGCAACCACUGAUGAUAAUUUAGACACUGAAGAUUGGAUCAUCGUAACAAAAAAUAAAAAGUAAAAGUGUUCUAAUAACACUAAUGCAGCCAUAAAUUCGAAUAAGGAAUUACAUUAGGUUUUAGAAUAAUAAAAUCAAUAAUCUCAAAUAAUAUAGGAAAAUAAGAUAUCAAUGGAGAUUGAAGAUACAAAUAAAAAUGAUAAUUAACAAUAAUAAGAAUAAGAGUAAUAUUAAUAAGAAUAUUUGUAAUAAUAAUAACAACAAGAAUAAUAAUAAAAAUAACAACAAAAAUAAUAAUAAUAAUAAAAAUAAUAAUAAUAAUAACAAUAAUAAUAAGAAUAACAAUAAUAAUAAUAACAACAAUAAUAAUAACAAUAACAAUAAUAAUAAUAACAAUAACAAUAAUAAUAAUAACAAUAACAAUAAUAAUAUUAACAAUAAUAAUAAUAACAAUAAUAAUAACAAUAAUAAUGUGAAUAACAAAGUAUCAAUACUCCUGAAAAGAAGAAAUUAAUUAAAAAGAAUUUAGUUUUACCAAAAAAGUAAGAACAAAAUGAAGAGUCAAUGGAUGAAAAUCUUAUGAAUCAAGCUUUUUAAUAAAUGAUAAAAAAGUUAGAUCUUGAUAUUAAGGAAUUUAUUGAUUAAAUAAGACGGGAAAAUGAUUAACAGUUUCCAAUAAGAUAGUUAAUUUUCAAUAGAAUCCAAUAUAUAAUUUAGUUUUUAUUUAAGGAUGCUGGAAUAUACUUAUUUGGUUCAUGUGCUACAAGAUUGGCUUUACCAGAUAGUGAUAUUGAUAUAGGUAUCACUGGUUUGGAGACACAUUUAUUAAAUUAAAAAAUGGAUAUGAUAAUUGAAUUCUUGUCUAAAAUGAAUUGGGUGAAACGUAUAAAGUAUUAAAUAUAAUAAAACUAGACCAAUUUAUCCAACAUAAACAACAUUACCUCUUAUAAAAUUAUGGGUUGAUCCGAGUAUUCCAUUUAGAAAUGGGAAUAUGAAUUUGCCUCAUAUAGAUUUAUUGUGUUAAUCUUAAUUGAUUUAAGUGGAUAUAAGUUUUUUUGGACAUAUUUAACAUUUAGGAUUGAGAUCAACUGAACUCACUUGUUAUUGGGUGUAAGAAUAUUAAGAAUUAAAAGCAAUACUACUUUUAUUUAAAAGUUUAUUAAAGAAAAGAGGAUUAAAUGAUUAAUCAAAAGGUGGAAUAUCAUCAUUUUGUUUAGUACUAUUAGUUGUAGCCUUUUUGGAAUACUAUUAUUAAUAAAAUUCUGGAUUCCAUUCUAUUGGAUUGACAACAUAUAAAUUUUUAGAAUUUUAUGGAACAAAAUUCAAUCCUCAUUCUAUGGGAAUCUUUUAUAAAGGUUUUGAUUAGAAGUAUAUUAAAUAUAAAUAAAUAAUAGUCCAUUUUUUAAUUUAGAAAAAGAUGACUUUUAAUUGACAAUAGUGAGUCCAAUUACUUAUGAAAUAAUAAGUCAAAGUAGUUCAUUUGUUUAAACAAUACUUUAAGAUACAAAGGGAGUGUUUAAUGCUUGUGAGAAUGAGACAAGAUUUUUUUAUGAGAAAGCAAAGUAUAAUAAGAAGAAGAGAGGAAAGAAAGAAGAACGAAAUUUAUUUUAUAAAGAAUUUGCAAAGCUAACACCACUAUUUAGUACUUGA
Molecule: messenger RNA, 2673 nt
Organism: Paramecium sonneborni
Lineage: Eukaryota; Ciliophora; Oligohymenophorea; Peniculida; Parameciidae
Source: the annotation of a GenBank genome assembly